Messenger RNA from Lotus japonicus, 1231 nucleotides. Its product is annotated as isoflavone-7-O-methyltransferase 9-like. The record is from RefSeq and is a predicted model, not a curated record. Gene Ontology annotation, biological process: methylation. The coding region runs from base 72 to 1154 and encodes 360 amino acids. Gene Ontology annotation, molecular function: O-methyltransferase activity; S-adenosylmethionine-dependent methyltransferase activity; protein dimerization activity. The transcript has 2 exons. NCBI's taxonomy places the organism in Eukaryota, Viridiplantae, Streptophyta, Magnoliopsida, Fabales, Fabaceae.
UGCAUCUCAUGUGAAACAAAUCGAACCAGCUCAAUUGUUAAACACAUAUCAUCCCUUGGAGACUUGCAGUCAUGGGUUCAGCCAAUGGCCUAGACGCAUCUGAACUCUUUGAAGGCCAAGCUCUGUUAUACAUGAACAUGUUUGGCUUCCUACAAACCAUGUCUCUCAAAUGGGCUAUGCAACAAGGCAUAGCAGACAUCAUAUACAACCAUGGCAAACCCAUCACUUUCACUGAGCUGGUCACAACCCUGCAAAUUCCACCAGCCAAAACCAGUUUGGUGAAGCGACUGAUGCGAUUUCUGGGACACAAUGGAAUCUUCGCGAUCGCCGGCGAAGAAGAAGAAGAUCAUGAAGCAUAUGAUCUCACCCCUGCAUCAAAGCUUCUUAUAUCAAAGGCGGCUCACGCCGGCCGGUCCGACCCCUGUUUGGCUCCGAUCAUUCGGAUGUCGGCCGAUCCACUUCUGAUCAACAAGUUCCAUCAGCUGGGGGAGUUUCUUUCCGGCGAUGUUGAAACUUUGUAUGAGGUCGCCUAUGGGAAACCUGUGUGGGGAUUUCUUAAGGACAACCCUGAAUAUCAGAGUAUUUUCAAUGAGGCCAUGGCAAGUGAUUCUCAAUUGGUUCACUUGGCGUUGAAAAACUGCAGUUCUGUGUUUGAGGGGCUGGAUACCCUUGUGGAUGUUGGUGGUGGGACAGGAACUACGGCCAGGAGUAUUUGUGAGGCGUUUCCUAAGUUGAAGAUUGUUGUUUAUGAUCUUCCACAGGUUGUGGGGAACUUGUCAGGAAGCAACAAUUUGAGCUUUGUUGGUGGGGACAUGUUCAAAUCUAUCCCUGAAGCUGAUGCAGUUCUGCUUAAGUGGGUUUUACAUGAUUGGUCAGAUGAAGUUUGCAUACAAAUUCUGAAAAACUGUAAGGACUCUGUUUCAAGGAAUGGGAAUAGAGGAAAAGUGAUUAUCAUGGAUAUAAUAAUAAAUGAAAAGGAAGAUACCCAAGUUAUGACUCAAACAAAGCUUUGUAUGGAUUUAAUCAUGAUGGGGAUUAAUGGAAAAGAGAGAACUGGGAAAGAGUGGAAGCAUCUCAUCAAGGAAGCAGGGUUCAAAGACUACAAAAUAUUUCCCUUCUUUGGUUUUAGGUCUCUUAUUGAAGUCUAUCCUUAGACAUUGUUAUGAUCCUUUGUUUUACAUGUUUAUGAACUGAAUAAAGUUGUUAAGGCAUAGUGGUUAUUGUGUACGAA